UUUUUCCUGAAGGCAUUCUACUUUGUUGUUUCUUCAGAAGUGAAAAGAAGUCUUUCUCCUUGUACAUUGAAAUAAACCUUUUUAAGAUAUGGAAGAAGAUAAUUAUGAACGCAAUAUUACUAACAGUACUAUUUAUAUAUAUACAAGUUCAAUUUACAAUCUUACUCAGGAAGAUAGUAAUUGGAUAGUUACCAGUUCUUUUAUCAUUUUCACUAUGCAAACAGGUUUUGGUAUGUUAGAAUCAGGAUGUGUUUCUCUAAAAAAUGAAGUCAAUAUAAUGAUGAAAAAUGUGGUAGACAUAGUUCUUGGUGGAUUAACUUAUUGGAUAUUUGGAUUUGGCAUGAGUUUUGGUGUAAAUAAACCCACUAAUUUUUUUAUUGGUAGUGGAGGUUUAUUAAUUGAUCCACCUGUAGGUAGUGAACUUAUGGGUCCUAUUUGUGCUGCAUUUUUAUUUCAAUUAAGCUUUGCUACAACAUCUACAACUAUUGUUAGUGGUGCAAUGGCUGAAAGAUGUAAUUUUAAAGCUUAUUGCCUUUUCUCAUUUUUAAAUACAAUCGUAUAUUGUAUACCAGCAGGGUGGGUAUGGGGUGAUCAUGGAUUUCUAAAAUCUUUGGGUGUAGUUGAUAUAGCUGGAUCAGGGCCAGUACAUCUUGUUGGUGGAGUUUCAGCUCUUGCAUGUGCCAUAAUGCUUGGACCAAGAUUAGGCAGAUAUGACUCUGGAAUAGAACCUUUACCUUUGGGCUGUCCUGUAAAUGCUAUAAUGGGGUUGUUUGUACUAUGGUGGGGAUGGCUAGCAUUUAAUAGUGGUAGUACAUAUGGUGUAAGUGGUCAACGUUGGCAAUAUGCCGCAAGAGCAGCUGUUUCUACAAUGAUGGGAAGUAUAGGUGGUGGUUUAGUUGGCCUUGGAUUUAGUUUGACUAAUCCAAAUGGGAUUGAUAUCUUGAGUCAAAUAAAUGGAAUUCUGGGUGCAUUGGUUGCCAUUACAGGUGGAUGUUUUUUGUAUUGUGCUUGGGAAUCGAUAAUAAUAGGGAUGAUAGGUGGAUUUAUUACUUGUUUUAUAAUGCCAAUGUUAGAUAAAAUACAUAUUGAUGAUCCUGUUGGAGCAUCUGCUACACACGGAGCAAGUGGAAUAUGGGGUGUCAUAGCUAUUGGUUUGUUUGCUGAUAAUCCAUAUCCUCUAGACACUACCAGUGGUAGAAGUGGUUUAUUCAAGGGUGGAGGUUGGUAUUUGUUAGGUGUACAGAGUUUAUCUGUAUUAUGUUUAGCUAGUUGGAGUUUUAUUUCUUCCAUAAUAUUACUGUGGUUAAUUGAUAAAAUCUUACCAAUAAGAAUGAAAGAGGAUGAAGAAUUACUUGGUGCUGAUUUAGUAGAACACAGAAUACGACACGUACAGAUUGGAGUGAGCAGAGCAAUGUCUGCUUUUGAUUCUUCUACAUUAGUUGAUACUUUAAAUAAGGUGCACCCUGUGGGAAUAAAUCCAGGUCAUGAUUUAUACAUCUCAAAAAACAAACGUAAGAGAUAUGGAAAUUUGAUAAAUAUUAAUAAUUUACGUAUAAAAAAAAAAUCUUCGAUUUCUUCACCAGUACAUGCAAUAACAAACUCUGCGACAUCUAUAAAAAAUAUACCACACUUGGCAUGGAUUGAUUAAAAAA
Vespula vulgaris is the source of this 1652-nucleotide messenger RNA. RefSeq names its product putative ammonium transporter 3 (gene Amt). Gene Ontology annotation, cellular component: membrane. Gene Ontology annotation, biological process: ammonium homeostasis; ammonium transmembrane transport. The transcript is spliced from 11 exons. Lineage: Eukaryota; Metazoa; Arthropoda; Insecta; Hymenoptera; Vespidae. Bases 89 to 1648 code for a protein of 519 amino acids. Gene Ontology annotation, molecular function: ammonium channel activity. The record is from RefSeq and is a predicted model, not a curated record.